Messenger RNA from Macrosiphum euphorbiae (potato aphid), 3906 nucleotides. The record is from the annotation of a GenBank genome assembly. NCBI's taxonomy places the organism in Eukaryota, Metazoa, Arthropoda, Insecta, Hemiptera, Aphididae.
AUGACUGUCAAAGGAUUACCCAAAACAGUCGUACUCCUAUCCACCGUCAUGCUGGAUGUUGUCGCUCCAAAUGGACGGCAGAAAACUUUUCGUGCAUUACUUGAUAGCGGCUCCCAAGCCAGUUUUAUUACAGAAAAAGCUGCUUCAGUGUUAAUGCUCCGUCAGGUCCACUCACCGGUCAACAUAACGACCUUUGCAAGUUCAACCUCGACUCUUGUUCGAGGGAGGACCACCGUUACAGUAAUGCCUUGUAACAAAAAAUCUCCGUCUCUCUGUGUGGACACAUUAAUAGUUCCCCACAUAACUGGCCUGACACCCCAAACUCAUUUAGCCCGCAGACCAUGGACUCAUGUUGACAAUCUUACGUUAGCGGAUCCGUCAUACCAUCUUCCAGGACAGAUCGACUUACUGUUAGGAGCUGAUAUGUUCCCCUCGCUUAUGUUAACUGGUCAACGAAUGGGUCGGUUUGGUGAACCCAUGGCAAUGGAAACCAUAUUCGGUUGGGUGUUGGUAGGGCCAAUACAAUCUCCUGGGUCGGGGCCAAUCAAGUCAUUCUGUAUUUCUGUCUUCGAAACUCUUGACAUAACUAUUAAAAAAUUUUGGGAACUCGAAGAACUACAAGUCCAACAUCGUCUUACUCCUGAGGAAUCUAUCGCAGAGAAGUUCUAUCAAGACACCACAACGCGUCUUGAUUCGGGACGAUUUAUGGUCAACCUUCCAUUCAAGUCUGCCCGUCCUUUAUUGGGAGAUUCAAAAACCACAGCUCUUCAGAGAUAUAAAUCGUUAGAGCUUCGACUCAGUCGUGAUCAAGAUCUUCGUCGCCAAUACGUUGAAUUCAUGCAAGAUUAUGUAUCAAACAAUCACAUGGAACUCAUUCCUCUGGACGAAAAGGAUACACCAUAUAAUUAUUAUAUUCCACACCAUUGUGUGCUCCGUCCAGAAAGCCUCACCACCAAGUUACGUGUAGUGUUCAACGCCUCAGCGACGACAACCACCGGAAUGUCACUCAAUGAUCAUAUGUACACCGGUCCAAAGUUACAACCUGACAUUCAAGUGGUUCUGUUACGUGCACGGUUAUGGAAACACCUGUUUAUGGCAGAUGUGAAACAAAUGUACCGUCAAAUUGUUGUGCAUCCCUCAGAUCGAAAUUACUUGAGAAUAUUCUGGCGGUUCUCCCUUGACUCUCCUAUAGAGGAAUAUCGCUUAUGCACGGUCACAUACGGUACAUCUGCAGCCCCAUACCAAGCUCUUAGGACAGUUCGUGAAUUAGCCAACGUUGAUGGACCUAAGUAUCCACAAGCUGCUAAAGUAUUGCUCCACGAUACGUUCGUUGACGAUAUUAUUACUGGUGCAAACACUGAAGACCUUGCACUUGAAUGUCAACAACAAUUAGUCAAAUUGUGCGCACUAGCUAAAUUCGACUUACGGAAGUGGGCGAGUAACAACUCCAAUGUACUUCAGGCAGUUCCGAAAGAGGCUCGGGCUAUGUGUCCAUCACUGUUAUUCAACUCGUCAGGACAUGAAGAUCUAAACGUCCUGGGAUUAAAAUGGGAUCCAUCGGUGGACAGUUUUUCGUUCCAUACACAACCAUCAUCCAAAAGUCCUACCAAACGAUCCGUGUUGUCUGAUCUCGCUAGAACGUUUGACCCUUUAGGAUUGCUCGCACCUACUACGUUCUGGAUCAAACAUUUCAUGCAAUGCCUUUGGAUUGCUGGGACCAACUGGGAUGAUCCCAUACCUUCCGAUCUGUCUUCCCAAUGGGCAAGAUAUCAUUCAGAACUUCAUUUAGUGCAAAAUCUUCACAUUCCUCGACGGAUAACUGCAGAUGAUGCACUAUCUGUCCAGCUUCAUGCAUUUGCAGACAGCUCUCAAAAGGGAUAUGCUGCGGCUGUUUAUCUCCGAGUUGAAAGUCAUGCAGCCGUCCAUUGUCAUCUUGUUACUGCUAAAAGUCGAGUCGCUCCUCUAAAACAUGUAACCAUCCCCCGACUGGAAUUGUGUGGAGCUCUUCUCGCAGCCCAACUCAUUCGUUCCACUGUCGUCACGUUCCAAGAUCGCCUACACGUCGACAAACUGACUGCAUGGACUGAUUCGACUACAGCGCUUGCUUGGAUUCGUUCGUCACCACAUCGUUGGGCAACCUUUGUUGCAAACCGCACCAGUCAAAUACAAGAAUUGACGUCUCCUUCGAUUUGGAGACACGUUCCCACCAAAUGUAACCCAGUUGAUUGUGCCUCUCGUGGUUUGUACCCAUCUGAGCUCAUAAACCACCCUCUUUGGUGGCAUGGCCCACCAUUUCUAUUGGAAUCUCCUGAUCAAUGGCCAUCGUCCACUGAUCAUUCGCUAGAUCCCCUUAAUGCCACUCCAGAUGAUGAGGUCCGAAAGUCUGCUGGAGUAUGUCUGACAGUCGGCUCUUCCGUGGUCACAUUGCUUGAUCGGUAUUCAUCAUUGGACAAAAUUUCUCGAAUUUAUGCGUACUGUUUAAGAUUCAAAACAGUGAAAAAAUUGAAAAUGCUGAAACAAUUGGAUCAGUUUCCCACAGUGUUCAGUGCGGAGGAAAUUCAUGACGCUCUUUCUGCACUUAUUUUCAGUGUCCAACAAUCAGUAUACAGACCAGAGAUUGAUCUGUUAGCAAAAGGGUGGCCAUGCUCAAAACCCGUUCGCAAAUUGGACUUAUUUCUGGCAAAGGAUGGGCUCCUCAGAGUGGGUGGUCGCCUGCAAAAUGCUGACCUUCCAUACGAGCAUAAACAUCCUAUUCUCAUGCCAUCGUCUCAUCGAUUGACAGAUCUGGUCAUUGAUUAUCACCAUCACCGACUAAAACAUCCUGGGGCAUCUGCGUUACAAACCUAUUUACAACGGACGUAUUGGAUUCAAUCAGCGCGACGUGUGAUCCGAUCACGGUUGCGCCUCUGCAUCCCUUGUUUCCGUACGCGGCCACUAUCCAUUCAACCCAAAAUGGCGGCACUUCCGAAAUACCGAGUUCAACAAAUCAAACCAUUUGCAAUUGCUGGGGUUGAUUAUGCUGGUCCGAUUACCCUCAAGAGGGCCCGAGGACGGAACUCCAGUUCUGUGGUGGCAUAUAUCUGUUUAUUCGUAUGCACUAAUACCAAAGCCAUUCAUCUAGAACUAAGCUCAGACUUGUCCACGGAAACGUUCCUGUUAGCUUUAACACGCUUCACUGCACGCCGAGGUCCAGUGAAAGAAAUCCACAGUGAUAACGGUACGAAUUUUGUUGGUGCUGCUCGGUUGUUAAACCCAGUCCAAACACUUACAACCUCUACGUCAUUUCAAAAUUGUGUGAGGACUCAUCUUGCGACAUCUAACAUCCAAUGGCAUUUCAACCCACCAUCGUCCCCUCACUUCGGUGGGUUAUGGGAAGCUGGGGUGAAAUCGACCAAAUCAUUAAUUCUACGAUCUAUUGGUCUCCACAAGUUAACGGCGGAAGAGUUAAUGACGCUUUUAACACAAAUUGAAGCGACGCUCAACUCAAGGCCACUCUGUGCCUUAAGCAAUGACCCGUCAGAUCUCGAAGCGCUCACCCCCAGUCACUUCUUGACACUUGAACCAUCUACAUCUCUUCCAGACCCACACUUGGAGAAUGUUCCAUUGUCAAAACUCACUCGAUGGCGUCUCAUAACAGAUAUACAUCGUCAUUUUUGGGCACGAUGGAAGAACGAGUAUCUCUCGACCCUUCAAGUUCGCUCAAAAUGGUGCUCUGAUGGAAAGAGUCUGCGUGUUGGUGAUCUUGUACUCAUUCGAGAGGCCACACAUCCACUUCAUUGGACAAUAGGACGGGUCCGUCAACUGCAUCCUGGGGCCGACGGAAUCGCCCGUGUUGCCACUGUUGACACGGCCACCGGGCACCUUGUUCGCCCUGCCGUCAAAUUGUGCCCAUUCCCAUCCUCUUGA